ACAUCUUUAUUAAAAUGCUGUUUUUCUACUUUUUUCCUAAUUCUGCUGUGCCAUGGUCUACAGCACUGGUACUCAGUCGAGCAAGCAGACGAAGGUUUGUCUCUGAACGAAUCUCUAGUACCUCCUACCCCCUAUUCCUCCGCUAGCCCUCAAUGUACAGAAUACAGCAUGACGACCAGCCUUAAUAAGUUGCUAGCGUGGCAGGACCAACCAGUAACUGAAAGUGGAGAUGUACGUGUGGGCGUCGAGCGGUGGUUGUUUCCUACUGAAGGGAUAGGUUCAAGCAAUCCGAUGAUAAACCGAGUAGGUCUGUCUAGCUGGCCCUCUCAAACUAUAGAAUCAAAUAGUCUCAAGGUCAAGGGAAUGACGGCCACCGUACCCUGCGGGUCAGGGGAGCAGAGACGACAAGAAUCAUGCUCCUGGCGCACCCGAAUAGUGACUGAGGCUCAAUCGGAGUUCGCAAACGCAGUCACCUCCUUCGGUCGAUCGCCUAAUCAAGCCUCGAUAUCCCCUCCUGAGCAGAACAUAAGACAGGUUUCUCUUCUAAAUGAUGCGUCUUCACCGUCUCUUACUUUACCAAUGCCUGAAUGUGAAUCUUCUCUUGCAUUAGCUGAUUCGUCUGACUCACGUGGACAACAGUUAGAUUCCAUCGACAACGGUGUCAACUUGAGGAUCGAAGAGAAUGGAAAGGAGAAUAAAUCAUGUGUAUUGAGAAAAAAUGCUGUUUCAUCAAUUAUCCCGUCAGCAUUGCCCGAGCCCAGACGCUGUACUCCUCUUCCCAAUAUGCCAUCUGAACAAAAAAUUAAUUCACUCUUGAAGGAAAGUCAAGUGCAAGAAAAUUAG
Protopolystoma xenopodis is the source of this 843-nucleotide messenger RNA. The record is from the annotation of a GenBank genome assembly. Lineage: Eukaryota; Metazoa; Platyhelminthes; Monogenea; Polystomatidea; Polystomatidae.